CACAUGGCAUGCCGGGUGGACAUUCCAGAACUUCUACCCUCCCCUCCCAACCUCCGUCCCCAAAUCGUCUCUCUCGCUCUCUCUGUCUCUCAGACCGACAAGACAAAGCACAGCACAGCACAGCAGCACCCUCCACAAGCCCCUUUCCCAGGUGAUACUUGUGUGUAUAAAUUAUAAAUUAUUACUAUUACUAUUGUUCACCAAAUCAGAACAGGAGAGGAGCAUAGCAUAGCAUAGCAUUAGUUGGUGUUGUUAGGUGUUGGUUAGUUGUAGUUAGGGUAGCAGCAGCAGCAGCAGCAGCAGCAACGACAUGUCAGUGUCGUGUGGGGUGGAGUGCGUCCUUCUACUUGGUUGUCUCCGCUGGGCCUGCAAACGCUGCACCUACAUCGGCUCCUACGACAGCGCCACCUGGCCUCCCGCCACCGCCUCCGAAUUCGAACCCGUACCCCGUCUCUGCCGCCUCAUCCUCGCCGUCUACGAAGACGACCUCCGCCACCCCCAGUUCCCCCCCUCCGGCGGCUACCGCCUCAACCCGGAGUGGGUCAUCAAACGCCUCACCUACCAACAAACCCUCGGCCACGCCCCUCCCUACCUCAUCUACGCCGACCACCUCCACCGCGAGAUCGUUCUCGCCAUUCGCGGCCUGAGCCUCGUCAAAGAGAGCGAUUACAAGCUCAUGCUUGACAAUCGAUUGGGUAUGCAGAUGUUUGACGGUGGUUAUGUUCAUCACGGUCUCUUGAAGUCCGCUAUUUGGAUUUUGAAUGAGGAAUCCGAGACCCUGAGGCGACUUUGGGUUGAUAAUGGAUCUUCUUAUAAGAUGGUUUUUACGGGACACUCUUUGGGCUCUGGAGUGGCGGCGUUGUUGACGGUGAUCGUAGUCAAUCAUCUGGACUUGCUCGGCGGAAUUCCCAGAAGUAAUGUGCGCUGUUACUCGGUGGCCCCUGCCAGGUGUAUGUCGCUCAAUCUGGCUGUCAAGUACGCCGAUGUUAUACAUUCUGUGGUGUUGCAGGAUGAUUUCUUACCAAGAACACCGACCCCCUUGGAAGAUAUAUUUAAAUCGAUCUUCUGCUUGCCCUGCUUAUUAUUUGUGGUUUGCUUUUGGGAUACCUUCAUACCAGAAGGUAGGAAGCUUAGAGAUUUUAGAAGACUCUAUGCACCUGGAAGAAUGUACCAUAUUGUAGAAAGAAAAUUUUGCAGAUGUGCAAGAUAUCCUCCAGAGGUCAGAACUGCCAUCCCAGUAGAUGGAAGAUUUGAGCACAUUGUCUUAUCUUGCAAUGCCACACAAGAUCAUGCAAUUAUUUGGAUAGAAAGGGAAGCAGAGAAGGCUCUAAAUGAAAAUUUGAAUAUGGUCCUUCAGUCAAUAUUUUCCAUUAUGACUUUUCAUCAAAUUUUGCAACAGCAAUUGAUGGAGGGACUACACUGACACAACGUUUGGUAACUUAGGAGAGAAAAGCAAAGAAAAGAAAGGAUUGUAAUUUCUCUUCCUCUUGUUUGGAUAAAUGGGAUAGAAAAGAAAGGAAAAUAUAAUGAUUUGUCUCUUAUCUUGUUUAGUUGAACUACAUAAAAGAAAAGAAAAGAAAUUGUUUCAUAUUAUAUUUACCAAAAUAACCUUUUAUAGGUGUUAGUUUUUUUAUUUCUUCUAUAUAUGAAGGGACAAUUUUGGAAAUAUAAAAAGAUAGUGAGUAGUUGGUUUCUUUUCUCAUCCAUUCUCUCCACUUUUGUAAAGAUUCAAAAUGAAGGUUAUGAGAGAAAUGGGUUUCUCUCCAUUUCAUCCCAUUUCACUCAAUUUUUGUCCUCUUUAUUAAUCCAAACAAGUGAUAUGAACCGAGAGAAAUGCAUUUCUUUUCUUUGCUUCCCAAAUCAGUCAAUCAAAAUGUGAACCUCACUUGAAAGUAUGAGGUUAAAAUUGUUACAAUUGAAACAUGAAGGACUAAAAUGAAAUUUAA
This is a messenger RNA of Camellia sinensis, 1946 nucleotides long. RefSeq names its product alpha/beta-Hydrolases superfamily protein. Gene Ontology annotation, biological process: lipid catabolic process. The record is from RefSeq and is a predicted model, not a curated record. Lineage: Eukaryota; Viridiplantae; Streptophyta; Magnoliopsida; Ericales; Theaceae.